Messenger RNA from Saccoglossus kowalevskii, 296 nucleotides. Its product is annotated as thymidylate synthase-like. Lineage: Eukaryota; Metazoa; Hemichordata; Enteropneusta; Harrimaniidae. The record is from RefSeq and is a predicted model, not a curated record.
UGGUGUUCCUUUUAACAUUGCUAGUUAUGCAUUACUGACCUAUAUGAUAUGCCAUGUGACUGGUUAUAAACCUGGAGAUUUUGUACAUACUAUGGGUGAUGCACAUGUGUACUCCAAUCAUGUUGAACCAUUGAAACAACAGAUCCAGCGAACACCACGACCCUUCCCUAAACUACACAUCAAGAGGAAAAUUGAAAAUAUUGAUGAUUUCCGAUAUGAAGAUUUUGAAUUGGAAGGUUACUCUCCCCAUCCUAAAAUACCAAUGGAUAUGGCUGUUUGAAGUGUACUUCUCUUUU